AUGAUUGAAGGGAAAGUAGUGAAGCAGGAGAGCGGCCAUUUUAUGUUAGUAUGACGUAGAGGCUGGGUGUAGCUUCGCGUUGAACCGUCCGUGUUCUUUAAAAAAGGCGAGAAAAUCUGAAUUCUGAUGCUGGGGUCGAGGUAAAUGCUCGUACCACGCACUGAACGUGUGAAUUAUAAAUUAAGUCGAAGGAAAGUCGAAGGAAAUUAGUUAAAUAAGGCAGUACUGGGGUCUUGAAAGAACGAGCAUGAGCGAAGAAAGCAAUCCGCGAACGCUCUAUGUGGGAAAUCUAGACUCUUCGGUGUCGGAAGAACUAUUGUGUGCACUUUUUUCACAAAUAGGUGCAGUUAAAGGAUGCAAAAUUAUACGAGAACCAGGGAACGAUCCAUAUGCGUUCGUCGAAUUUACAAAUCAUCAAUGCGCGGCUACAGCGCUAGCCGCCAUGAACAAGCGAUCCUUCCUGAAUAAGGAAAUGAAGGUUAACUGGGCAACGAGCCCUGGAAAUCAGCCGAAGUUGGAUACGAGUAAUCAUCAUCACAUAUUUGUCGGCGAUCUGUCGCCAGAAAUUGAAACACAAACUUUAAAAGAAGCGUUUGCGCCUUUUGGCGAAAUUAGCAAUUGUAGAAUUGUACGCGAUCCACAAACCAUGAAAAGUAAAGGAUAUGCUUUUGUAUCAUUUGUGAAGAAGUCUGAAGCUGAAGCAGCGAUAGCAGCUAUGAAUGGUCAGUGGCUUGGAUCCAGAAGCAUCAGGACAAAUUGGUCAACUAGGAAACCACCACCACCAAGAUCCGAAAGGCCACGGCAUUCAAAUAAUAGCAAACCUAACUAUGAAGAGGUAUAUAACCAAAGUAGUCCAACUAAUUGCACAGUGUACUGUGGAGGUUUUACAAAUGGCAUUACAGAUGACCUGAUAACCAAAACUUUUUCUCCCUUUGGUACCAUACAAGAUAUAAGAGUAUUUAAGGACAAAGGAUACGCUUUCAUAAAAUUUACUACUAAGGAAGCUGCAACACAUGCCAUAGAAUCGACACAUAAUACAGAAAUUAAUGGUAGCAUUGUUAAAUGUUUUUGGGGAAAAGAAAAUGGUGAUCCCAACAGCGUGGGUCCAAAUGCAAAUCACCAAGCUCAACAGGUUACAGCUGGAGCUGGACAAUAUGCAUACGGAUAUGGCCAACAAAUGAGUUAUUGGUAUCCUCAAGGAUAUCCACAAAUGCAAGGCCAGUUUUUACAGCCUGCUCAGUACUAUGGUCAAUAUUAUGGACAACAGGCUCAAUAUAUGAAUAGCAUGCGAAUGCCUGCUCCUGGUGCAGGAACAUGGCAACCUGCACAAGCGACCGCUGCCCCACCGACCGCAACUGCACCAUUGCCACCAGGUCAGCAACCUGCAAUGGUAACAUAUACUAUGCCACAAUACCCCACGCAAUGAAAUUGAUCAUUGAUCAACAUCAACUAAUUGUUACAUAUGGUACAUUUGCCCCUGGGGCGUUUGCAAAAUCUGUUCUGUCAUAUACCUAUUCGAACAAGUUCAUUGGUAUUUUGACUGCAACAUGUACAAAUUCUCCAGUUUUACUUCAAUUGAAGUAUUAUACAUGGUAAAAAAAAGGUCUUAAAUUUAAUUGUAUCAAUAUCGACUGAUAUUUAAUUAAUAUUUCAAAAGACACCAUAAAAAAUUCAAAGUGUUAUAUAUAUGAAGAUAUAUACACUUUCACACAUUACAUUAAAUAUACAUUUUUCUUAUAUGUUUCUCUUGCCAAACGAUAGAAACGUAUACUAUUGUAAUAAAUGCAAGUUCAUUGGAAAAAGAAAAUAUAUCAUAGCAGUCAAUCCAUCAGUGUAAUAUAAUAAUCUUUUCAAAAUGGUUUGUAUUUUAUAGUGUUGAAUGAGGUAUAUUUCUGAACUUAAAAUUGCAGCCCCUUGAUGAGCCCUGCAUUCGUUGUGCUGCGUAAGGUGUACGUAUGUAUGCGAACAUUGCGUUGUUAUAUUUUUAAUAUUUUUGCCACAAUUACCAAUCUUUAGUUUAUUUCAAAUCAUUAAUGAACAAAGAUGAAUGUUCAUUUAUGGUAAACACAAAGUACGACAUUGAACAUAGUAUAAGAUAGGAAGUAUAGGUAGACACGGCGCCUGUGAUGUAGCUAGAUUUGGAUGCAUGCUUUGACGUAUGCAGGGCCCUAUUAAAAUAAAAUGUGCGAUAAACGAGUUAUAAACUUUCCUCGUUUUGUGAUAUUUAUCGUCGGUGGUAAAUGUACAAAACACAGUCUUAUAAACAAUUUUAAGAAAAUAUUCCUGGAAGUGUCAAAAAUUAAAUAUUUUAUGUCUAAUUUAAUACUUAAUUGAAUACACUUUAUUAUAUUAUUUAGUGACUCCUCUCCAUUUGUACAAAAGAAAUAGUGAAUCUUGGUGUAAUUAUUAAAAUGUAAUUUAAGUAUAAUGAUAAUGAUAAUGAUAAACACUUCCACUAAGAGGUUGGAGUCACUACUAUUUUACCUUCAUUAAUUUCUAUAUCAAUAGUUGAAGGUAUGUUCCUUUGAAUAUGUUGUAAAAUAUUCAGUUUUUCUCUUAAAAUAAUCAGUAUAUCAAUUGACAAUCACAUUUGAUAUUAUCUGAUAUUUCGAUAUUAUUGCAAUUGUCGUGUGGCACGAUACUUAUGCCUUCGUGUCUUCCAAUUAUUAUACAAGUUAUAAAAAAUUAUUGUAUAUCUUCGAUUUUCAAUAUAAUUAAUUCUAUAUAUAUAUAUUUUUUAAAGUUACUUUCAUUCUUCAAAAUUGAUUUUUCAGAAUUCACUCAUUUUACUAGUGAAAAGUUAAUAUAUUAACAAUAAAAAAAAUUAGAGCGAGGAGUUAGAGUCGAUACUUGUCGAUACUUCGCUUCACCACCGACGAUAAAAAGCCAUAAAUCUUUGAAAACCAAUUUGUAUAAAGUCAGUACUGAAUGUAAUAACAGGAGAAACAUAAUGUCAAAUAUAGCAAUGAUUAAUUGACUGCGAUAAGUGAUAUCGAAACUAUGAGAAGCCAAGAAAAAAAAAAACUUGUCUAUGGAUUAAUAAUAAUCACUGAAUGGAUGGAAGACAUUAAAAAAAUGUUAUAUGAAAAGUAAUUUAGGUACAGCAGGGUGCGAGACCCUCGAAAAUGCUUAGGAUAAUGUUAUCUUAUAAUAAAAACAAAUUGUCCUUUGAAUGAAAAAAAGGAAUAAAUAUUUAAAAUACACAAUAUUUUGUAUUAUUUCAUAGCCCACGUUAUUAUAAAAUAUAAAGUUAUGAAAUAAUAUCAAAAGUAAUUUUUUAAAUUUAUAAGAAACGUAGUACCUUCGUUUAUAACUGGUUAAAUGUAAAAAUAAUAUAAUAAGUUUUUUAAGUACAUACAAGGUAAUUUUAUUUUACAGCCGACAUACUUUUACAAUAAUCGUUUACGUUAUCCAAACAAUUUUUUUCCAAUCUCGUCGAGCACUUAAAAUACUUGAUAGUUUAUGUAGAAAAUAUAAUUCUGACUGAUUUUUUGACACAAUAAAAUUUAACGUUAAGUACAAUGUUUGCGAUUUAUUGAAGGAAAUAACUAUUUCUGUAUAACAGCAUCAACAUAUUCAAUUUAGCACGGAAAACAUUAUGCUAGUUAUACUAUUAUUAUUACAUCAAACCAAAUUUCGCGAAUAUUAUAUCAGUGUCAAGUUAGAAUAUUUUAGUACUAUAAUCCAAAAUGAUAAUUCAGCAGAAUUGUGACUAAUUUAAUUCAUUUUCACGUGAAAAUUGUGAGCAUUCCUUUUUUUAAAUGAAAUGCGCUAGAAUAGUUUGUACUGUACACUUUAUUACACACAAUACAUGCGUUCCUCGAUCUCGAUCACACAGCGACAAAAUACUAAGUAGAAUAUUUUUGUACAAUAAGUGACACUAUACUAUUCAAUUACAUUCAAAAAUUACUAUUUAAUUGCAUGAUGUCACUGAGUAUAUCAACGUUAAUUAAAUAUGUAUUUGUUAAUUGUUUCAUCAAGCGAAGAAUGCUACGAUAUAAUAUAUUAAAAGGAGGAGUUGCUCAACGAAAAUUUUAGUUUGCAAUCUACAAUUAUAAUAUCUGUCUCUAUCUUGUUCGACAUACUUUUUUACGUAAUUUAUAAUAUUGUUGAAAAAUAUAGAUUUGGCAUUUAAUCAAAAAUGAAAUUGAAAAAGGAAAUUUAUGAAGAACACAUCAUUCACGAAAUAAAAAUAAGUUUUACAAUUUUUCAUGUUACGUUUUAUCAAAUCAAUUACUACUUAUUUUGCUAAUAAAUUAUUAUCUUUUUAGUAAAAUUGCACAUUUACGCAUAUUAAAAGUGGAUAUGAAUUUUUUUAAAAUCAAUUUUAUGCUGUUAUCAAAAUAGCUUUCGUAACAUCGAAAAAAACGGGGGUUGGAAUUUAUAUAAUUAGGAAAACUUGCAUAAUUCAUGCAACCAUACGCAAUUCAUAUUUUAAUCCACAUUUGAUUACUUUUAAUUUACGUAGCAAUAAUUAAUAUUAGCAUUAUUAUUUUGCUUAUAUUCUUAAGAAUUUCCUAUUACAAGAUUUUAUAAAAGUAGCAAAAUAACUUAAUCAAGGCUGAGCGUGUUUUUAACAUGGAAGGCCAGGGUUGUAAAUAGAGAUAUCCCCAUAUUGAUAACAGUCUGUUGUGCAAGAUGAUCGAUAAAAUUCGGAUAAAAAUAUUUUACUUAUUGCUUACCAUAAAUUAUUUAACGCAAAAAAAAAAAAAAAAAAGA
This is a messenger RNA of Heterotrigona itama, 4719 nucleotides long. NCBI's taxonomy places the organism in Eukaryota, Metazoa, Arthropoda, Insecta, Hymenoptera, Apidae. The record is from the annotation of a GenBank genome assembly.